CAUUAACUAAACAUAGUUGAGAGGUUUUACCAUUAAUUUUUUUUUUUAAAAAAAUCAAAAUUUUAUAAUAUUAUCUAAAAAUUAGUAACUUAAAUUUUGAAAAUUAGGAUUUUAAAAUUGUUAUUGUAAAUAUAUAAGUUUGAAGUUUUUUUUUUAACAUCAACAUUAUAUAUAUAUAUAUAUAUAAAUUAAAAAUAUAAAAACCCAGAUAAUAUAAUAAAAAUUAUAGAAUUUUUAGAUAAUGUUGUAAUUUUUAGAUUUUAUUUUUAUUUUUAAUGAUAAAACCUCUCAACUAUGUUCACUUAAUGUAGAAAUCCCCAAACUAAAGAUUUACCGGUAAUAAUGGUAAUUAUGACUUGCUAAUGUUUAAUUCAUUAAAUAAAGUUAUUUUGAAAGUUUUUUCCUUAAAUACUUAGUUUGAGGGUUUACCCAAAUUAAAUUUAAUUGAGGGGUUUUAACGUUAAAUUUUUUAUACUAUUAAUGAAACUAUACGUGGUAAUGAUCACUUCAUGUGUAAACAUGUUUGAAUGACCUAUAUUCAUAGGAAUUUAUUGUUAGAGUAAUUAUAUAAUAGAUUAUGGAAGAAUAGUAAAUAAAUUUAUUUAAAUAAAUAAAUUCAUUUAAAGUAUCUUCAUAAGGCAGGUAGUAUUGCCGGUUGUCAAAUCGUGUAAUAUUUCCUAUAUCAUAAUUGUAAGAUCAUAAUAAAUCAGCGUUAAAAAAAAAUAUAUAUCUAAGUAGAUUUUUUAAGAAUUUUUCCUUUUUAUUAGUAUAGAUGAAGGAAAGAAGGUGAUUUGAAAUUAAAACCCCUGUUUUCUCGUGAGCACGAGCUUGUCGUGUUCUGUAGAUUGAAGAUGAAGUUGGAGAACAAAAAUGUUGUUCUACCUAGAAAACAAUGUACGUAGGAGGUCUCUGUUCAAUGGCGAUUACUGACAGAAUUUGUCCCAUCAUCUCCUCAGUUUCGACGAGAGCUUACAAUCUCGACUUUUUCUACCGGAAUUCAAUCCAACGAUCGACCUCUGUCGCGUAUGGUCCAAGACUCAGAGGAAAGGUGAAGGGGACCGUGAAUCCUUAUUCAUUCAGCGAGGCGGCGCAGCCAGAAGUGCGGAAGAGUUUAAAUGACUUUUUUGUGGAAGCUGGAGACUUUUUAAGUACAGAUGGAGGUCCGCCACGGUGGUUCUCUCCGUUAGAAUGUGGGGCAAGAGCUCCAAAAUCUCCUCUCCUUCUCUAUGUACCGGGGAUCGAUGGUACUGGAUUAGGGCUCAUUCGCCACCACAGAAGGCUUGGAGAGAUAUUUGACAUAUGGUGCCUUCAUUUUCCAGUCAGUGAUCGUACCCCUUCUCGAGACAUUGUGAAGCUCAUUGAGAGGACAGUUAGAUCAGAGUACCAUCGUUUCCCAAAUAGGCCCAUAUAUAUCGUUGGAGAAUCUAUUGGAGCUUGCCUUGCUCUAGAUGUUGCUGCGAGCAACCCUGACAUCGAUCUUGUCUUGAUUCUUGCUAAUCCAGUCACACGUUUCAACAACUUCAUUUUGCAACCUUUAUCCGGUCUACUGGAAUUCUUGCCUGACCAAGUUCCCAUCUUGAUAGAGGAAAACUUUGGGUUUAAACAUGGUUACCCGUUGGCGACAAUCUUAGAGACUAUCCUGAAUGGAGCUGAUGUUGCGCAGAUUGGAAGAGGGAUCUUUGGAGACUUCUUUGCAACUUCAGCUAAUCUAUCUACUUUAAUUAGGAUCUUGCCUAAGGGCACACUUCUAUGGAAGCUUCACCUGCUUAAGUCUGCUUCAGCAUCUCUUAAUUCGCAUAUGUACACGGUCAAAGCCCAAACACUGAUACUUCUGAGUGGACGCAAUCAGUGGUUACUUAACAAGGAAGACAUUGAAAGACUUCUUUGUACAUUGCCGAAAUGUGAACUCCGUAAGUUUAAGAAUAAUGGACAGUUCCUCUUCUUGGAGGAUGGAGUAGAUCUCGUGACUAUCGUCAAGUUUGCCUAUUUUUAUCGCCGUGGAAAGACACUUGAUUACGUUUCCGAUUACAUUAUGCCCACUCCGUUUGAGUUCAAAGAGUUCGAAGAAUCACAAAAAUUAGUAACCGCUGCGAUUUCUCCAGCAUUUUUCUCAACUCUAGAAAACGGCACUAUAGUAAGAUCACUUGCAGGAAUACCUUCAGAGGGCCCGGUUAUUUAUGUUGGGAAUCACAUGUUGCUUGGUAUCGAAUUGCUUCAGUUAGCAAUUCAUCUCUUGAAAGAAAAGAACAUUAUGUUGCGUGGACUGGCCCAUCCCAUGAUGUUUAGUAAAACAGUAGGCUCAAAACUCCCUGAUAUGCAGAUGUUCGACUCGGUUAGGAUAGGUGGGGCGGUCCCUGUCUCUAGUCUUAAUUUCUACAAACUACUUCGUUCGAAAGCUCAUGUGCUUUUGUAUCCUGGAGGUGUCCGUGAAGCUUUGCACAGAAAGGGUGAAGAGUACAAGUUGUUUUGGCCACAACACUCAGAGUUUGUAAGGAUUGCAUCUAAAUUUGGAGCAAAAAUCAUUCCUUUUGGCGUUGUUGGAGAAGAUGAUCUCUGUCAAAUGGUUUUGGAUUACAAUGAUCAAAUGAAGAUCCCAUUCAUAAAGAAUUUCAUACAAGAGAUAACACAGGACGCUACCAAAUUGAGGAACGGUGAAGAAGGUGAAUUGGGGAACCAAGAUUUGCAUGUGCCUGGAAUAAUUCCCAAGAUCCCUGGCCGUUUGUACGUGCAUUUCGGAAAACCAAUAGAAACAGAAGGCAAACGGAAAGAGCUAAAUGAUAAAGAGAGAGCUCACGAUGUUUACUUGCAGGUCAAGUCUGAAGUAGAAAGAUGUAUGACCUAUCUGAAGAUGCAAAGAGAAAGUGAUCCUUACAGAAACAUAUUUCCGAGGUUUCUCUUUUCCGCCUCACAUGGUUUCUCUUCUCAGAUUCCAACCUUUGACCUCUAUCAAGCUUUUGAAAACUACGGUGGAGAAGAUGAGUCUAAGACGAAUCAAAGAGGAAAAGUUUGUUACGAAAUGUUAAUCUCCCUCGUGAAUUAAUUAUGUACAAUAUUGUAUCUCUCAGGGUUAACUAUCUACAUCCCACAAGAAGUACUAUAUAGAAUCAAAUAUCUCUCAUAUUAUGAUUUCAUGCUAAA
Molecule: messenger RNA, 3138 nt
Organism: Brassica rapa (field mustard)
Lineage: Eukaryota; Viridiplantae; Streptophyta; Magnoliopsida; Brassicales; Brassicaceae
Product: acyltransferase-like protein At3g26840, chloroplastic
Cellular component (GO): membrane
Source: RefSeq, a predicted model, not a curated record